Messenger RNA from Phyllopteryx taeniolatus (common seadragon), 1565 nucleotides. RefSeq names its product nucleolar and spindle-associated protein 1-like. The record is from RefSeq and is a predicted model, not a curated record. Gene Ontology annotation, biological process: mitotic chromosome condensation; establishment of mitotic spindle localization; mitotic cytokinesis. The coding region runs from base 148 to 1374 and encodes 408 amino acids. Lineage: Eukaryota; Metazoa; Chordata; Actinopteri; Syngnathiformes; Syngnathidae. The transcript has 11 exons. Gene Ontology annotation, cellular component: mitotic spindle; nucleolus; microtubule. Gene Ontology annotation, molecular function: microtubule binding.
CGCCCCAUCAGCCAAUCAUGCGCCCCGUGACUCCGUUUUGAAUCUGAGUCGUGUAACCGUUCGGUGCUGUUGUUUUGCGAAAGCACUGUGCCUCGCCUCCUUUAUUCCUGGUUUUCCUCAUUUAAAAAAAUAAAAUAAUUCUUAGUCAUGGAUUUGGAUUCGAUGAAAUAUGCGGAGCUACGCGGCCUAGCGAAGCAGCUGGGUCUGAAGGCUAAUAUGAAGGCCGACAAGUUGCUAAAAGCCGUUAAGAAGCAUUUUGAACAACAAAAGGAGACUGAGGAAGACAAGGUAGAAGAGAUGGAGGCCAAUGUCACUGCUGAGGUGAAGGCAGACGAGUCCAAGGUGGUGGUUUGCAGCUCCUCGGUGUUUGUGAACACACGUCGAGGCAAAACGAACAACGAAAAGAAAAGAGCCUGUGAUCCUAAUGCCAAAUUGGAUGAUGAGAGGCGCAGUGAAGUUGUCCCACUGGGCCACGUCUUAAAGCAGAGACGAUUGUCUUCUCCAUCCAAGAUUGAACGGGAGGGAGAGCACGAGCCUCUGGUCGAGUCUUCAAGCACGAGCAGUCGAGUUCAGAAUGAUGCCAAGGAUGACGCAGUUAAUGUUCCUCGUGUGGCCAAAGCUGCUAAGAUCCCUCGUUACAAGGGGCACCAGGUGAAGAGGGCAGCCCUGAAGCCAGCCACUCCCAACUUCCAAAAACUCCACGAGGCCCAUUUCAACAAGAUGGAAUCCAUCGACGACUAUGUGCAGAGGAAGAAGAAGAUGAAUAUGGAACCCGUCCAAGAGCUCAAGGCAGCGAAGGCCAGUGGUGUGUCCCUGUUCAGCCCCGCGCCCUACAGGACCAAGAAUCCGCCGGCUGAGGGCAAACCAGAUUCCCAAAACAAGAUGGUCAAGAAACAGAAAGAUGCAGUGUUACAGCCCUUCGUCCUUUCCACAAGAAGGAUUAACGUCAGGUUCUCAGAGGCGAGCUCGCUGGUGAAGACGCCGGCACGCAUGUCGCUCGCCUUGGCCGCCAGCACGCCCAAGCAGCAGACGGCGAGAGAGAGGAAAUCCACAGCUUCGUCUGUCACCAAACCUUCAGCAUCAUUUGUGUUCACCGGCAACACGAGCGUAACUCCAGGGACGCAGAAGAAGUCAGCUUUCGACCUGAAGGCCAGCCUGUCCCGGCCACUCACCUACAAGCCUCACACGGGCAAGAUAAAGCCGUUCGGCGGCGACAACGCCACCAGCAAGUCUUUGGUUGCUGACUCUCGUCAGAAAAACUACAAACAGCACCAAGUGCAGACAAGGGAGGAGAGACAUGUCAAACUCGCAGAAGAGCGCAAAGCAAAGAAGUCCAACUUAAUGUGUGCACGACGAGGCCUGGUGAUGAUGUAAACUUUUGAACUACUACUUCCUCUUGUAAAUAUGUUGUCUGUCGCCUUCUUGUUUAAGGGUCUUGUAGUUGGAGCUUAUUAGCAUUUUAGCUUGUGUGCAAUCCAUUUUAGCACGUUUACAAUGUUAUUAAAAGGACAGUAUGUACUUUGGGUGCUUUGUUGUUGUUUUCACAAUAAAAAGGCUGCAAUUCA